CAAUGGUGAUGCUUGAAACUUGUAGUGAUUGUCUUUCCAACAAUACUUGAAACAAUCCAUUCUGGUUCUAGACUUCAAUUCAUUCUUCCAUUGUAGCAAAGAAGUGUCUUAUCCCCUCAAUUUGAAACAAAAAUGGCAGCCAAUCUAUUCUCUCCAUCUCAUCCACUAUCCUCCAUUUCCAAAUACAAAUAUAGAGAGUUUUAUCAGCCAAACCUUAGUCCCCAUCAACAAACAACAACAAUAUCAAAACCCAGAAAAGCAUCAAAAUUAUCAGUUUCUGCAUCCGUGCAAGAAAUCUCAAUUAGUUCAGAAAUAGCAUCAGAUUUAGCUCAUAAUCUCAUUCAAAAUCCUUCUUCUUACGUUUUAAUGGCGGAAAGUGUUGGAUAUUCCGUUGCUAGCUAUUACACUUCUUUAGGUCUUUUUGUUAUCUCUGUUCCUGGUCUUUGGUCUCUAAUUAAACGUUCGGUGAAAUCUAAGGUCGUGAAGAAGACAUUCGUACAAGGAGAGGAGUCGAAGAAGGCUCCGAAUCAGGUUGCUGGAGAAAUUUUAUCCUUUUUCACUCGUAACAAUUUUGCGGUGUCUGAUAGAGGAGAGACAAUUACUUUUGAGGGGAUGAUGGUACCAAGCAGAGGGCAAGCAGCAUUACUGACAUUUUGCACUUGCAUAAGCCUAGCAAGCGUGGCUCUAGUGCUUACAAUUACCUAUCCUGAUGUGGGCAACAAUUGGUUUGCGAUCACCGCCCUUAGUCCUUUGGCUGGCGCAUAUUACUGGAAACGAGCCACAAGAAAGGAACAGAUCAAGGUGAAAAUGAUAGUAGAAGAAGAUGGGGCACUCUCAGAAGUCAUAGUUCAAGGAGAUGAUGUGCAAGUCGAGCAAUUGAGAAAAGAACUGCAGCUAAACGAGAAGGGGAUGGUCUAUGUAAAGGGAAUUUUGGAAAGAUAACUAUAUAGCACAGCACCUUCAGAGCCGAUUUCUUAUUUACUUCUAUUUUCGAUACUACCAAUUACCGAUGUACUUCAUAUAGAUGUAAUAAACAGAUAGUCACGGCAUCUAUUUUUCUGCAGAGAUUUUUUCCGGCAAA
Amaranthus tricolor (Joseph's coat) is the source of this 1081-nucleotide messenger RNA. RefSeq names its product protein COFACTOR ASSEMBLY OF COMPLEX C SUBUNIT B CCB1, chloroplastic. The record is from RefSeq and is a predicted model, not a curated record. NCBI's taxonomy places the organism in Eukaryota, Viridiplantae, Streptophyta, Magnoliopsida, Caryophyllales, Amaranthaceae. Bases 133 to 942 code for a protein of 269 amino acids. The transcript has 4 exons.